AUUUUUUCAAAUGGUUUAAGUAUGCCGUGAAACUUUUAAUUAAACCAUUCCAAGCAGAGUUAUCACCAUACCAUCGUAACAAUUAAUAAUCGCGGGUGCCUAGAUAUGUAUUGUAUAUACCUGAGGCAAGUAUAUAAAUAGAAACAUGCUUCUAACCGCGUCGUGUCAAAGUUGAGUUGUUUAGUAUAAGUAGAGAGACAGCUCUUUGCUCGGACUAGGAAUACAGGUGCCCCAUAAGCCAACCGCAGCAAACUGCACUAUAGGGACAACAAAUUUCAAAAUUCGGUAAAUUGCAAAGGCCGGGACUGCAAAGUCGAUCGACUAGUAGUGAUGUCUCGCAUUCUAUAGGGCCAGGUUUAUUCCAGAACUACCUACUCAGCCCAGACACACAUUUUGCCAAGACAGCCUUGCAUAGUUACAAUAUAGACUCUGACAUUACGGCUAUUGGCAACGAGUCGUUUGCGGUGCGGCUUUCGCAGAUACUUAACAGCUAUUGGAAGUCGUUCUAUAACUUCAACCUCACUUACGGGGGCCAUCCGGAAAACCUAGCCUUCUCUACGGAUUUUUACACCGGUUAUCCCAUUUGGACUCCUCUCGCGGAAACGUCGGAUACAAGCACUCACACCGAAACGCAUUUCUUUUAUAAUAGAGGGUAGAUGGUAGUGCUUGUGAUCUCAAUCAUGACGAUGUUUAUCAGUGCCAUCGUCAAGGCUAUCUUCGACUUGAGAAUUUGGAUCCCCAACUUGCUCAUGAACGUGUCGACAAUGAUCAGGGGAAGCACGUCGAAUUGCCCUAGCGUACCUUUUGGUGGUACCACUUUAGAUGAUAGCGAACGAUCGAGACUCUCGAAGAACCUUAGGGUUAGAUAUGGCAAUAUUCGGACUCAAGAUGGUAACCCUGGCGAGCUGGGGAUUGGUGAACUUGCGGAGGGCGAAGGAAAAGUUACUAGGGAUACACAGAACGAAACAUAUUGGUAGACUUUUACCAAAGUGGGAAUAGUUCUAUAAAUAGAUAACAAAGACUUGUUAAGGAAUUUAAACCAUUGUGAUAUGAGAGAUGGAAUGAUAAGCUGCACGAUUUAUUAUCGGGAUUUUAACAAAUAUAAAUCGACAAACCAACUGCAACAUUAUAGAUGUAGUGACGACGAAUCGCGAUGGCGACAUCUCACCGCUAAUUUUCUAUACU
Molecule: messenger RNA, 1185 nt
Organism: Daldinia loculata
Lineage: Eukaryota; Fungi; Ascomycota; Sordariomycetes; Xylariales; Hypoxylaceae
Exons: 1
Coding region: 657-977 (106 amino acids)
Source: RefSeq, a predicted model, not a curated record